Molecule: messenger RNA, 2791 nt
Organism: Coturnix japonica (Japanese quail)
Lineage: Eukaryota; Metazoa; Chordata; Aves; Galliformes; Phasianidae
Source: RefSeq, a predicted model, not a curated record
AUGAACGCCAGUGGCCCCGGCUACCCGUUGGCCUCUCUCUACGUGGGGGACCUCCACCCUGACGUGACCGAAGCCAUGCUCUAUGAGAAGUUCUCACCUGCUGGGCCCAUCCUGUCCAUCCGGGUGUGUCGGGAUGUUGCCUCUCGCCGAUCUCUGGGCUAUGCCUACAUCAACUUCCAGCAGCCGGCAGAUGCUGAGCGAGCCCUGGACACCAUGAACUUCGAAGUGAUCAAGGGCCGACCUGUCCGAAUCAUGUGGUCCCAGCGAGACCCUGGGCUCAGGAAGUCAGGGGUUGGAAAUGUCUUUAUCAAGAAUCUGGAUGACUCCAUUGAUAACAAAGCCCUUUACGAUACAUUCUCGGCCUUUGGGAACAUCCUGUCCUGCAAGGUGGUUUGUGAUGAAAAUGGAUCCAGUGGCCAUGGAUUUGUACAUUUUGAGACACAAGAAGCUGCAACUCGGGCCAUCCAGACCAUGAAUGGGAUGCUCCUCAAUGACCGCAAAGUCUUUGUUGGCCACUUUAAAUCCCGCAAAGAGCGUGAGGCAGAGUUUGGGGCUCGGGCACUGGAGUUCACCAACGUCUACAUCAAAAACUUUGGGGAUGAUAUGGAUGAUAACAGACUGCGGGAAAUAUUCUCCAGGUUUGGAAAGACACUGAGCGUCAAAGUCAUGAUGGACAACACUGGCCGCUCCAGGGGCUUUGGGUUCGUGAACUUUGAGAAACAUGAAGAAGCCCAGAAGGCUGUGGCUGACAUGAAUGGAAAGGAGAUCAAUGGGCGGAUGGUGUACGUGGGCCGGGCGCAGAAGCGGCUGGAGCGGCAGAGUGAGCUGAAACGGAAAUUUGAGCAGAUGAAGCAGGAGCGAGUGAGCAGGUACCAGGGGGUCAACCUGUAUGUGAAGAACCUGGAUGAUGGGAUAGAUGACGAGCGGCUGAGGAAGGAAUUCUCUCCUUAUGGCACCAUCACCAGUGCCAAGGUGAUGACAGAGGGUGGCCACAGCAAAGGGUUUGGCUUUGUAUGUUUUUCCUCUCCAGAAGAGGCUACCAAGGCCGUGACAGAAAUGAAUGGACGGAUUGUUAGCACUAAGCCUCUCUACGUUGCACUCGCACAAAGGAAAGAGGAGAGGAAAGCAAUUCUCACCAACCAGUACAUGCAGCGGUUGGCCACCAUGAGGGCACUGCCUGGCCCUUUCCUUGGCUCCUUUCAGCCUCCCCCAGGGUAUUUCCUCCCCCCCAUCCCUCAGCCGCAAACCAGAGCUGCUUUCUACAGCCCCAGCCCAGUUGUCCCUGUCCGUCCUGCCACUCGCUGGAGUGCGCAGCCCUCCCGGCCUCCCUCAGCGUACCCUGCAGCCACCCCCAUCCUGAGGGCUGCUGUGCAGCCCCGGCGCCUGCUGACCAACAUUAGCACCACGAGACAGGCGUCCACCCAAGUGCCUCGUGUGCCCCCCCAGGCGCAGAGAGUGGCCAACAUAGGGACGCAGACGAUCAAUGCCCGGGUGCCCUCCUCGCCCACCAUGCGGGGUGUCCCGCAGUACAAGUACUCCCUGGCUGUGAGGAACAUCCAGCCCAUGGGCAGCGUGCCACCUGGAGUUCAGCAGGUGGUAGAACCUGCUGUGCAUAUCCAAGGGCAGGAGCCACUGACAGCAUCCGUGCUUGCAGCAGCCCCUCCACAGGAGCAGAAGCAAAUGAUAGGUGAACGGCUCUACCCCCUGAUCCAUGCAAUGCACUCCUCGUUGGCUGGCAAGAUCACAGGCAUGCUGCUGGAGAUUGACAAUUCAGAGCUGCUGCUUCUGCUGGAGUCCCCUGAAUCCUUGCACUCCAAGAUUGAGGAAGCAGUUGCCGUUCUCCAGGCACACCAGGCCACUGAGGUGUCACACAAGGGCAGCACAGCCCCGUUCCCACAGUGAGCCUGGGUAGGUGCAGAGCUGCUGCACGAGCUGCUGCCUGCUCAGGGUCUGUGGCUUGUGACUCUGAAGCCUGGGGAUUGGAUUUCUUGUCCAGACCAAGUGAAGCUUGAUGAACAGUUUUUUAUCAUGUGAUUCAUCCUCCAUUUUCCACACCUAACUGUACUGCAAAGGCACAAUUUCUGCACGUGGUGAUUUUUUUUUUUUCUGUGUGGUGCUUGUUUCUUUUAUUUCCUCACAUGUUUAUGGUAGUAACAACUGUACUAUCAGAAAGGAAGACAGGGAAGGAUCUUGCUUUUCUGUGUGUCCAGUGAAGGGCUGGUGUGGUCUCCCUAGGAUUUCCCCACUGUUGUUGUAGAACCUUAUGAGCAGAUAAGCUUUUAAAAUGUUGGAGCUGAAUGUGGGACAGAUUCGUUAGUAAGCAAUAAGGACUCUCACAUACCUCUUCGAAGAUGAUGUUUUCUUGACAUGUAAUCACCAGGAAACUGUGUGUGCUGUGUGUUAAUCCAAGCUCAGAGCUGAACUGUGAAUUGUUGUCUGGAUUAAAUUGUUCUCUAGCGGUUGAAAAUUCCGCUUGUGGGUUCUUUGUGUUUCUUGUAGAUUUCACGACUCAAAGUGAACCUUGAGAACAUUGCCUUUGGAGAACAGCAGCAGCUGCCUCACCUCACCUUGCUUUUAGAACUGUGCCCUCACACUGACCCUGUUUUGCCUUCAGUUCCCCAUCCUGCUUUUUGUGUGUACUGUGUACGUUGCAGAACCCCUUCCUCCUUGCAUCACUGUAGAAGUUGAUUCUCUUCUUUUCUGAAAGCAUCUUGUGAAAUGUAAUGUGGAACUCGGUCUGACUCAGUCACCCAGGAAAUGACAAGUGCAGAUGAAUCAUCACUUCAGUGAA